This is a messenger RNA of Nerophis lumbriciformis (worm pipefish), 501 nucleotides long. Lineage: Eukaryota; Metazoa; Chordata; Actinopteri; Syngnathiformes; Syngnathidae. The record is from RefSeq and is a predicted model, not a curated record.
AUGGCUGGCGUUUGUGCAUUAGCUGAUCGCCUGUGCAGUGCCUCUGCCAAUGGAAAUUUACCAGAGGUUUUAUCAUUACUACAAAAUGGAGCUGAUGUCAAUGGGAGGAAUGCUUUCAAUAGGACUCCACUGCAGGUGGCCAAGCUGGGCAACACAGCCGUCAUAGAGGCCCUCCUGCAGGCCGGAGCUGACCCGAACCUCCGCGACACGGUCCUCGGCCUGACUGUCACCCACGAUACCGCCCGCGAAGGAUUCGAGGACACCAUGCGGGCUCUUCUGGCCCACGGGGCGGACCCCAACCUCGUGGACGAACGAGGGGACCUCCCGUUGCACUCCGCCGCCAAAAGCGGCAGCGUCGAAGCGGUGCGGCUCCUACUGGCAGCCACGGCCAACCCCCGACAAGUGAACCGGGAUGGCGAGACCGCCGAGCAGUCGGCAGUCCUCCGCGGGUGGGACGACACGGCUGCCUGCAUCCGCAACUACCUGCAAGGCUUUGAGUGA